CAAUUGGUGCUAUUCGUUUCUUCAGGUGACAAAAAAAUUGAUUUGAGUGUUUUUCUUACGAUUUUCUAUCAGAAUGGUAUUUAAGUACAAACGUAAAACAAAUCAAGCUUCGUGGUCAGAAAGUUCUUUACAAAAGGCUAUACAGGAAGUAAGAGAAGAUAAAAAAUCUAUCAAUGCAACAGCUAAAAAAUAUGGUAUACCUUAUGGUACCUUGUAUAGACAUCUCAAAUCUGGUAGUCAUAUAAAAAAGUUAGGCAGAUUUACUCCAAUAUUCACUUGUGAUCAAGAACAAGAGCUAUGCGAAUACUUACAAAAGUUGGACAGCUUGUUCUUUGGUUUGACUCGUAACGACUUUUUAGAAUUAGUUUACGUCUAUGCCGAAAAAAAUAACAUCAACCACCGAUUCAAGAAUGGAAGAGCAGGUGAUGAUUGGUUUGCUGGCUUUAAGGCAAGGCAUCCUGAGAUAGUACUACGAUCUCCAGAACCCACUUCUUUAGCGAGAACGCGAGGGUUUAAUAAACCCCAAGUUGAAUUAUUCUAUGCAAAUUAUUGGAGUCAAGUUGAAAAACACAAUUUUGAUCCCACCACGAUUUAUAACAUGGACGAAACAGGUGUGAGAAUGACAACUUCUAAGCCACCAAAAGUGUUAAGUGUCAAGGGUAAGAAACAAGUUGGUGUCAUAGGGAGUGCUGAAAGAGGGCAAUUAACAACAGUCAUAUGUUGCUGCAACGCUGCUGGUACUUUUAUACCACCAUUUUUUAUUUUUGCUCGGAAGAGAAUGCAGGAAAGACUAUUAGAUGGUUCACCACCUGGUUCACAAGCUACAGUAAGUGAUAAUGGUUGGAUAAAUGGACCAGUAUUUUUAAAUUGGCUUCAAUAUUUUGUUGAGAAAACUCGACCUACUAAAGAUAGGAAAGUAUUAUUACUUAUUGAUAAUCAUGAAUCACAUAAAUAUUAUCCAGCUUUGGAAUAUGCAACUAAAAAUAAUGUCGUGUUUGUCUCAUUCGCACCUCAUACAACCAAUCGUAUGCAGCCUCUGGAUGUCGCCGUUUACGGCCCCCUUAAGAAAUAUUUUGAGCAGGAAUUAAAUAUAUUCCAAAAGAGCCAUCCAGGCAGAAUUAUAAACCAAUAUGACAUUGCACGAAUAUUUAGUGGAGCUUACGUAAAGAGUGCUUCUGUACACAAUGCAAUUCAAGGUUUUCGAAAACCCGGUAUUUGGCCCUACAAUCCUCAUGUAUUUAGUGAUGAGGAUUAUAUGCCUUCGACCAUGACGGAUCGUCCGUUGAAUUCUGUAACAAGUGCUUCCUCAUGUCCGGGGCAAGUAGAAAGUAAUAGAACACCAUCUCCUUCGAUUUUUCAAAGUAGUGAGUCACUUAUAGCACUACUUGCAACACAAGCACGUGAAGUUACACCAGAGCCUGCUAUAGAAGAAGAUUGCCCUAUGAAUGUUGAAAUUAUAACUCCAUCGUAUUUAGAAAAAGAUAAUGUUUCACAAUCUGCUACAGAAUAUGAUGCCAGCCAUAGCAGCCAUACUAAUAUGCCUUCUAUCUGUACACCAGGUCCUUCUUCUAUGACAGAACAUACCCACCAAGUAAUAUCGACCUCUAUACAGUCUGAUUUACAAGAGAUGAGUAAUUCAUCUUCAGCAACAGUUACCAUUUCACCAUACACAAUAAGGCCAAUACCAACUAUGGCUGCUUCAAAAACUAAUAAGAAACGCAGAUGCCAAAAGUCAAUGGUAUUAACUUCUACACCUGUUAAAAACGAACAAGCUAUAAAAUACAAAAAAAAUUAUAAUAAGAAAACUAAAAUCUCAGAUUUAGAUGUCAAGAAAAAGGGAAAAGGAAAGGAAAAUAUGAUAGCGAGAGGAAAAGUCAAGACUAAGAAAAAAAUACAUAAUAUCACGAAAAAAGUAAAAGGAAAGUAUUCAUGCCUGGUUUGCACCGAAGAGUAUAUUGAUCCGCCUAUAGAAGACUGGAUCCAAUGCUCAGAGUGCCACCGUCAGGCACAUGAAAACUGCACAUUGUAUAGUGGAUUUGCCAGUUAUUUCUGCGAUGACUGCCAGGAGUAACUGCCUAAUCCACUUUGCCCGACUAGCUUAUUCGCUUUACCCGCCCGGUCGGGUAAAACGAAUAAUGAAAGAGGUUUUAAAUUUAUUUUUUUUUCUAUAUGAAGAUAUUAUAUUUUGUUAAUUUUGUAUGUUACAUUUGCAAAGGUGGUUAUAUGUGCCAUAAAUGAAAAAUAAACGAUGUUCCUAAGUUGAUUA
Galleria mellonella (greater wax moth) is the source of this 2266-nucleotide messenger RNA. RefSeq lists its product as uncharacterized. The record is from RefSeq and is a predicted model, not a curated record. The coding region runs from base 74 to 2071 and encodes 665 amino acids. The transcript is spliced from 2 exons. NCBI's taxonomy places the organism in Eukaryota, Metazoa, Arthropoda, Insecta, Lepidoptera, Pyralidae. Gene Ontology annotation, cellular component: nucleus. Gene Ontology annotation, molecular function: DNA binding.